ACCUUGCGUGAGGACAGCAGUCUGGUACGGGCUCCUUUCAGCACCAUUCCUCUAUAGGCCCCUCAACAGAUUGACCAUGAGGCUUCUACAUGUCCUGGGUUUCACCCUCUUGCUCUGCACCCUUUGUGUGAGGGCAGAGGAGGAAAAAGUUGAGGUAGACAGCUCUGAAGAUGAUGCAGAACCAGAGAUACCAGAGGAAAAAGAAAAGACAGACGAAAUUACAGAGGAGAAAGACGUUUUGGUCCUUCAUAGCGUCAACUUUGAUAGAGCUCUAAGGGAAAACAAGUAUCUGCUUGUGGAAUUUUAUGCUCCAUGGUGUGGUCACUGUCGCACUUUGGAGCCUAUCUACGCCGAGGUGGCUGGACUACUGAAAAAAGAGUCUUCUGCUGUACGACUGGCCAAAGUGGAUGCGAUAGAAGAGAGAGAACUUGCUGAGGAGUUCAGCGUCAACAGCUUUCCGACGAUCAAGUUCUUAAAAGACGGCAACAGACAAAACGCCACAGAUUUUUCUGGAAAGCGAACUGUUAAGGGAAUCACAAUGUGGCUUGACCGUCACACGGGACCAAGCGCUUCUGUUCUUGAUGACGUGAAGAGCGCAGAGGGACUUCUGGACUUACAUGACGUGAUUGUGGUUGGAUUCUUUCAGGAUCUGGAAGGAGAUAAGGCAAAGGCAUUCUAUGAUGUAACCUUAACAGUAGUGGACGUAAACUUUGGCAUCACAAGCAAUGCAGAGCUUUUCAAGAAGUAUGAUGUACAGAGUGAUUCAGUGGUACUCUUUAAGAAGUUUGAUGAUAAGCGAGCAGAUAUGCCACUCUCUGAAGAGAGCAAGCUAGACAAAGGGGAGCUGAUUUCCUUCAUUAACUCCAACCGUAUGGAACUUGUCAUUCCAUUUGAUGAGGAGAAUUCUGAACUAAUUUUUAGCUCCAAGGUCCAUAAACACAUCCUUCUAUUCAUCAAUUCAACUUUGGAAUCCCACAAUGCAUUACUAGAGGAUUUUAGAGCUGUUGCCAGUGAGUUUAAGGACAAAGUGCUCUUCAUCAAGAUAGAUGUUUCAUCUGACAAAGUGGGUCAUGUGCUAAAGUAUUUCAGUCUAUCUGAAAAUGAUAUUCCUAUUGUUCGCCUCAUCAACACUGAAACAGUGCUGAAAUAUGCAAUGGAUGAGUCAACCAUCAACAAAGACACACUGAGAACAUUUUGCCAGGAUGUCCUGGAUGGUACUGUGAAGCCCAAUUUUAAGAGUCAAGAAAUUCCUGAGGAUUGGGACAAGAAUCCAGUUAAAGUCCUUGUAGGGAAGAACUUCAACCAAGUGGCUUUUGAUGAGACAAAGAAUGUCUUUGUGGAAUUUUAUGCUCCAUGGUGUGGCCACUGUAAGGAGCUGACCCCUAUUUGGGAUGAGUUGGGCGAGAAGUACAAAGACCAUGAGAACAUAAUUAUUGCAAAAAUGGAUGCCACAGAAAAUGAAGUGGAGGAGGUCUCUAUACAGGGAUUCCCAACCAUUAAAUACUUUCCUGCUGUGGCUGAAAAGAAGAUUGUUGACUAUAAUGGACAGAGGGAUUUGGAGACUUUCUCAAAGUUUCUGAAUAAUGGUGGAGUGUUACCAGUAGAAGAGGAUAAAGAUGAUGAUGAUGAUGAAGAAGAUGAGGUGUCGGAUGAAUUGAUAGAAGAACCACCAAAAUCUACAAAUGAAACCAGCAAGGAUGAGCUGUAAAAAACAAAGCAUAAAUCAACUGAUUGGUGCUAAACCAAUUCAGUGUGAGAUCUAUGCAAUAUGAGCCAAAUGUUUUAUUACAAAUUUAUGUCAUUUUCUCUGCACUGGACCAUUUCAACAAAUGAAAUAUCUGACUAAUUUGAAUAAAAAUUACUUAGUAA
Messenger RNA from Myxocyprinus asiaticus (Chinese sucker), 1869 nucleotides. RefSeq names its product protein disulfide-isomerase-like. The record is from RefSeq and is a predicted model, not a curated record. The transcript has 11 exons. Gene Ontology annotation, cellular component: endoplasmic reticulum. The coding region runs from base 77 to 1708 and encodes 543 amino acids. Gene Ontology annotation, molecular function: protein disulfide isomerase activity. Gene Ontology annotation, biological process: response to endoplasmic reticulum stress; protein folding. NCBI's taxonomy places the organism in Eukaryota, Metazoa, Chordata, Actinopteri, Cypriniformes, Catostomidae.